Stegodyphus dumicola is the source of this 1547-nucleotide messenger RNA. Its product is annotated as neprilysin-2-like. Gene Ontology annotation, biological process: protein processing. Gene Ontology annotation, cellular component: plasma membrane. The record is from RefSeq and is a predicted model, not a curated record. Gene Ontology annotation, molecular function: metalloendopeptidase activity. Lineage: Eukaryota; Metazoa; Arthropoda; Arachnida; Araneae; Eresidae.
GGAACAGAAGCGUACAAAAUGAACUGAACGAUAUAAUCAAUUUCGAAGUCAAGCUCGCUAAUAUCUCUCAUCAGUUGAGAAAGAAGGCCCAAUGUUAAUGCAUACGAAUUUUAUAACAUCCAGACACUUAUUGAUCAGAUGCCACAGGUGAGUUGGCUCCAUUACUUUAAGUCCAUACUCAAGAUUGAUGUCAAUGCAAGUGAACCCUUUAUUAUUAGUAACCUGAAUUUUCUCAAAGAGGUUAUCGGUUUGAUCAACCAGACGGAUAAAAGAGUACUGGCUAAUUACAUAAUGUGGAGACUUGUCCAUGAAUCACUGCCUCUAUUAGCCCCACGUUAUAGCAGUACGAAAAAGCUGAUGCCAUGGGAGAAAAUAAUCACUCCUCGUUGGAGAUAUUGCAUAUCUGUCCUUAAUGAAAGCUUGGGAAUGGCUCUCCGUUUCAGUUAUGUACGUCAUUACAUUGGAGACAAAACCUCUGCUUUUACUAAGGUACUAAAUUUGACGUCAUAUAUUCGUGACGCAUACAAAACUAUACUGCAGCAGCUUUCUCCUUAUAUCUACACAUCUACUAUGCAAGAAGCAAUAGGAAAGGCUGAUAGUGUAAGAUUUGACAUUUUAUAUAAGAAAGAACUUCUGAAUGAAACUUACGUCUCUCAAAUGUACGAAAACUUAUCUGUCAUCAACUUAAAUCACUUCGAAAAUGUACUGAGUAUUCGCAGGUGGUCAACCGAUAGAUAUUUGUCUCAGCUUCGGAGCUCUACGAAAAUUGAUGACUUGAAGCAACACGCAAUCUCGAUUCCCAUGGAACGCUUUUAUAAUUCUGAAAAAAAUGAAAUUGUUUUAAACGCCGAAUUAUUUCAAGCUCCAUUUUUCAGAUCGGAUGUACAAAAUUACCUGAAUUUCGGAGGCAUCGGUUCCAUGAUUGGUCGUGAGUUUGCACGUGCAUUCGAUAAGAGAGGGCGACAAGGCUGGUGGAGCGACAUAUCAGGCAGCGACAAUAUUGAAGACAGGGGUCAGUGUAUUAUACAGCAAUACAACGACUACAUAAUGAAUAGUACUGAGUAUAAUGAUGAUGCGGAGCUAAUUAUAAUCAAUGAGAGCGAGACACGAAAUAAUAUUCUAACUGAUAUUUAUGGUCUCAAAGCAGCCUACAUGGGUUAUAAUGAGUGGGUAAACGAGAACGGAAUGGAACAGCUAAAACCAUUCGCACUGGCCCAGUUUACGUCUAAACAAUUGUUCUGGAUACGCGCAGCGAACAUACUGUGUGAGAGUGCAACCGACCCACAUCCAACUGGAUCACGCUACCCACAGAAGUUUAGAGUAAUGGGACCACUAUUCAGCUUACCAGAAUUUGCCCAAGAUUUUAAUUGCUCACAAGGGGAAGUAAUGAAUCGAGGAGAAGACAUAUGUAUACCUAAUUAAUAACAAAACUAAAUAAACGAGUCAAAUAAUGUUUUACAUAUGCAUUAUAUAUAUAUAUAUUGUAUUAUUAUUAUUAUUAUAUUAUUAUUGGUAAACGCUUACUACAUGCAAAAUUUCUAAAUUGA